Molecule: messenger RNA, 7795 nt
Organism: Paramuricea clavata
Lineage: Eukaryota; Metazoa; Cnidaria; Anthozoa; Malacalcyonacea; Plexauridae
Source: the annotation of a GenBank genome assembly
AUGCAUGCGUACAAGCUUCAUGCUGUGUCAAUGAAUCAACCAUAAAUUAUUACUCCAUCGCUGCUCGCGUUCCUUGCCGACGUUAAAGAAGGUAAGUUUGUUUUAAAUAUUGAUUUAAUAAUUGCUUUAAAACCCGACGGCCUUUGCGUACAUGAAACAACUAAACAAGACAGCAUAUAAUUUCAGUGUAACUUUUAUAUUGAUUCCCCAUUUUAUUGCAAACUCAAAGUUUAUCGAUAAAGCCAUUUAAUUAAAGGCAGUUUAAUAGUUUUAUAAAGUACUGUUUAAUAAACGAGCAGGAGUUUAAGCCCCGUUUACACUACGCUCAAUUUUUGGUACGGCAUGGAUAAAAUUGGUACCCGUACCACUUUUUUGGUUCUUGGACUACCUAAACAGGUAGUCCAAGAACCAAAAUGUGGUACGGUACCAAAAAUUGAGCGUAGUGUAAACGGGGCUUAGCUAAAUAGGUAGUCCAAGAACCAAAAAAGUGGUACGGAUACCAAUUUUAACCGUGCCGUACCAAAAAUUGAGCGUAGUGUAAACGGGGCUUUAUUAGGUUUAAAGCUACGAGCGCGCAGCGCGAGUGUCUUUCAGACCUAAUAAAACACGACCUGCGAGUUUAUUAAACUGCUUCAAACACGACUACAAAUUCAAUAGAUAUACUGCAUGCCUUAUUAGUAUUCUUUAUAUAAAGAAUACGAAUGAGGACACGACUACAAUAGUUUGAAAAGGUUGUCCUCUCUUACCGAUUGGAACGUUUCAACCGGUGAAUUAUGUUCCAUUUGAUUGCAUGCCGGAAAUGUAUUUGUUUGGAAACAUCACGUUUAUUAUAAGUAAUAGCAUAAAAAGAGGCGAAUUAGCUGUUAAAACGUCCCACCCGAUGAGGGUCGUUUAGUAAAAUUCCCGAAGGCGCCCCUCGAUGAGGGUCAUUUAGUAAAAUUACUAAAUGACCCGAAUCGAGCGGGCGCCCAAAAUCCGGUAUGUAGUUUCGGUUUUAUGAAUGUCUUUUACCGUUUUUUCCAGCAAAUCCCACUCUUUCCAUUCCUGAAAUUGGGCGCCACACUUUUGAGCCAAAUGAAACAAAGCCACGCACCCGCAAUUAAUGAUGAACUUUAGACUUCGCUAACGUUUUCUUUUUCCAGGGUGCAAAUAGCUAAGCGGAAUGAGUGCACAAAAAUUUGUUUCGCUAUACUGGCCAUAGGUCAAGAACAAAUCGAUUAAAUUUGGUUCAAUUUGGACGAAAUUGGGGGUUGUUUACCAUUUACAUGUAAAACCCACCCGGUUUGAAAUUGUGCUAAUGGUAAGCAAAAUUUCGGAUAAAAAAUCCUAUUCGGAUUAUUCGCUUUCCAUUUAAUAAUUUCAAUUGUUAAAUCACGAAGAGCCUGGAACUGGUGAAAAAUUUUGAAAAAUGUAAAUGGAACAACAUUUACCGGUUGAAACUUUCCAAUCGGUAAGAGAGGACAACCUUUUCAAACAAACCGUUUAUUCCGGAAAAGUUCCGGUUGGGCCGUCGAAAUAUGCUUGUUCCAUUUACUUUCCGUAUGGAAUCACCGGAAUUUCCAUGUAAAUGGUAAACAACCCAGAUCAGAAAUUAAUAACCAUAUUUUGCCUUGCUUUCCCGGAAUAAAGAACACUGAACAUGUAAUCAGGCAGUGCAUACGUUUAUGCAACAUACUUAACUUAAUUCGAUGCCAUAGAUAUGCACUUUCUGAGUGCCCUCUAAAGGGACGAGUCGUUACAACGAUUCAGCAUUUAAUUUAUGUACUUUGUAUGUUUUUGCAGGGUGCCGUUACGCACAGUACCAGACUAAGCGUGAAGACAGUAAAUUUUGAAUGGGAACCUCCAAUAAGCCUCUCUGGAAAUAUUUCUUUCUUUGCUACGGUCGUGAAAGACACAACUACAUUCUGGGUAAAACUUCAAUCACCAGAACUCUACAAGAGGGUAAGCGCUAUCUAUAAAAUUAGGGGGCAAAGAUUCGAGGCACAAUGGGGCAAGGCCUUGUUAUUGCGUUUCCGAAAUUCAAUUCUGUCGUUCAUUUUAGCGCUGUCGAAACAGUCUAAGUAUUAGAGAGUUUACGAUUCACGACGAGGCGAGAGAAGACGCGUUAGAUAAAGGCUUGAUAAAUAAUGUAAACGUUUAUUUUAGCGGGAAUAUUAUAGGAGAGGUUUUUCAAAAUCUUUGUAAUUUUUGUUUAAACACCACAGGAAAUGUAAUCAAAGAUACUACUUCAUCAAAAAUAAAAACUUGAAAUUUGCAGCGUAGCGCAGAUCACACAACGUGAAAUUGACAAACUUCCGUCGUAGAAUCGUCGACUAUACGAGUUGGAAUUACACAAGAAGCGUUGGCCGCACUAAUUACCAAGCCUUUCUAAUGUGUCUCCUCCAUAGCCGCGUCGUGAAUAGUAAACUCUCUGAUGCCAGUCUAAGGGAUCGACCAUUAUUAAUGACGGAGUUGGGAACCACAGAGAAAGCGAGAGGAAAUAUCUUCACUCGACCUUUUCUAAAAUAACGUUUCCAUCUAUGCUGCAUGUACCGCUGGAAGGCAGGAAAUAAUAAUUACUCCACCUCUCGCAUAUAUCCUACAUGUGCAUACUAUUUAACAGUUAUUCUGAGAACUCAAGUCGUACAUAUGAGCUGAUAGCCGAUGAGAUGCGCAGCACCGAGUCAUAUACAACGAUGAUGACUAGAUAUCACUAGUGACUCAUCUCUAUGGCAAUAUUUUUACUGUUAGUUUAGCAAUCAACACAACUUGCCCUAAACCUGACAAAUCGCUGCUGCUACUUCUUUAAAUAAUACUUCAAACAUUGCUGAAAACUGGAAAUUUUUAUACAUUUAAGGAUUUUAGACAAAACAAGUAGUUAUUAUUGCAGGAUAGCUCAUAUCCGGUAGUUGUCUUUAUAAUAAAUUUCGUUAUACAGGGCAAAUGUCAUGUACAAAUGCAUAACAUAUUUUGUCCUAAACACUUAUGAAACCAAUUAUAUAACAAUACAGUGUACGUGCCCGGCUGUCAAAAAAUCACUGCAUUUUGGAAGUGAUAUUAAUCCUGCACCGUAUAACAAUUGUUCACCUUCGUUACUCUGCUUUCACGGAUCAUCCAAAUUUUGCAUAUUUAUUUAAACUUAGAUGAUACUAACUUCGUAAUUGAUUUAUAUCGAAAAUAGAAACCGGUAUUUAACAUGUUCUAGCAUCCAUAUUAAUGUCAUGUAGAUUUAGGUUUAUUAUGCGUGUAAUGGUCUGCUGAAAACACAUGCUAGUUGUCAAAUGCUCAAAGGUAAAUGAGAGCUGAUGAUUUCACUGUGAAAAUGACAUUUUGACCGUAGGCAAUGAAACAUGCACCCGCAGUUUUUUUGUUGAAAAUAGGAUUGGGCAAAUGGGUCGGGCGACUGGAAUUUAAAAAAUCUAUGAUUUGGGUAAGAAAGUGGAACUGAAAACCUCCCACUGACAACCCUUCUGCAUCACUGAGCUAUAAUAUUACAGGAGGUGCUCCUAUCUUCCGCCAGUCAAAAAAGUGUCGCCAAAAACAUGGCGGAUUUUCACGUUUGCUUACGCCAUCUGGUUUCUUUUGGCAAUGGUAUUUACCACUGACAAACCGCGAUCCUCUGCUUUUGACGGGGUCUUUCACCCCCCUGGAUUUUCGAUAUAAAAUGUUUUUGUUUCCAGCUAAAAAUGUUUUUCUCCUACUUUGCUUGUUUUACAAAGUCGAGGAAAAAAUGCCUUUCUUUUGGAUGCUGCAAUACGCUAUAAACGAAGAGUAUUUUCUUCAGGUAAGAUGUAUUUUUUUAAAAACUUUUCAGAUGGCUAAAAAAUUUGUGUGUAUGAAAUUUUGCUUUUGUUUCAAGCUCUGGCUUUUGUGUUUUUACUCUCGGUUUUUAUUGCCAGUUACAGUAGUUUUAAAUGUUCUGUGUCCUUCUAUAUACUAUUUAUUAAAACCCUUACACUUACAAUAAGCAUUGUAAGCAUUUAGUAAGCUCUGGAUUUUAAUAUUUUAUAUAAUAUUAAUAAAUAUGUUUCCUGUGACUAUCUUAACUUUAUAUUAUUAAACUGCUAGUCUUUGCCAGAUUUUGUAUUAAACAGCAGUUGCUUACUGUGCAAUACUGCAGUUAGUCAUGUAUAUGUGGGGGGUAGGAGGUGUGCACAACCAAUUUGUACAUGGCACUUUUGACAGCAGCUUGAGUUGUAAUGGCCAUGGGGCAACUUUUUUGCUGCAAUAAAUCACUAUUUUGUGCAUAUACCACCUCUGCAAUACAAGCAAAUGUUUUGUUGAUACCCUCGACACAAAGACCAAGCAUUCAUGGGUAAUUCCACAAUACAUUCACACCUCCCAAAAAGAGGAAUACAAGUUAACACCUUUCUCCUUCAGUUGUUUAAUAUAUGUCCUCAAACAUUUUACUAUGACAGAGGGGUUUGUCCUGCUUCCCUGUUGAGAUGACAGCAAUAUCCUCUGUAGUGAGGGGUCUGAUAUUCUGUCUUAAUAAUCCUCACAAUGGGUAAUUUCCAGAAAAGAUCCAUACUCCCCCCACAGAGGAAAUUUCUGCCAUCCAGAGGGGGAAGGAAGAAAAAAUUGUUUCUGAUAAUAGUAAAUGUAUUAGGACAUCCAAAGGGGGUAGGGCGUUAACUUCCUAUUUCCUCUGUGGGGGUGGUAUGGAUGUUUCCUGGAAUGACCCAAUGAUAGACUAGCUAACUACAAUAUAUUUAAACAUUACUCACUUUUCUUAUUUAGGUUGAAACUUUAAUGUGGACAAGAAUGAAACUCAAGGUCUUUGGAGGUUUAAAUAGCAGGAGUAGUGGUGUACUGGCCAGGACCAGUACUAGUACCCCCUAGUAAGAGUACCCCUAGAAGUUUCAAGAUACUGAACAACAGAGCAAAUUAGUCAUAGCCAGUGGGGCAACAAAGUUAUUAGAACAGUUUAGAUUUUAAAAUGAUUUAUUGUAAUUAAUUAUUAUUCUUUGAAAAAGUUAAAUUAAAUUACUUCAGCUGUGUACUGUGUUAUAAAUGUGGGAUAAUUUUGCAAAGAAAAAAGCAUGUGAAAAGAGAAAUGCACAAAAAAUACUGAAUUUUAAGCCACGGGUGCCUGAAGUACAGUAUGGCUUAACUCAGGGUGUACCUUGUGUGUGGGGAAGGGGGCUGUGCACCCCCAUUUUCUGCUAAGAUUGUUGAUAAAAUCAGAAAAAGGAAUUCUAAUCAGUAAAAUAUGGGACUGGUCAUUGGUAAAAUUGUUAUUAAUAGUUUUCCUCAAAUAUUGUGAUUCAUCACAAUGACCUAGUAGGCCUGUAGAGAACAUUGAAAAUUGAUUUUUUUAAAUUUUCUUACUUGAAAUUGAAAGGGAGGGAUUAAGUAGGGCAAUAAGUGGGCACUGGCCAUGCCCUAUCCUUGAUAAAAAUGAAGUGUCAAGCCCCUCAUUGAAAUUUUAUCCAAACACUAUCAGAGAAUAUAAGACAGUAACUACAAUGCCAUCUGUGUUCCACAUUAGUUGAAAUGUGUUCUUCCUACAAAUGACAUCAUGCACAUACUGUAUUCCCCACAAAAGUGCUAUUUGAUGUACAAAGUUAGUAAAUAAAAACACAAAAUACUGAUACAUGUAUGGUUUCAUACUGCUAGAUACAAAGAGCUUCAAUAUACUAUAGCAUGCGAAAUUGUAACCAUUUAUAUAACAUAUCAGCAAUAUUUAAAUAUUUAUUAAAAGUAAAUGAAACUAUAUUAUAUAAAAGUCGACGUAUUUUCUGCAACAAAAACUUUAAAUACUUGUGGCUAAAAUAAAGCAUUAUCCAUCGUAUUUAUAUAUAAUCAUAUCCCAUCAAUAUGACCAAUUUUUCACGAAAUAUUUACAGUAUUUCAGGUUCUCGAGAACUCACUAACUGUGAAAUAUUAUAUUUUAGUAUUUUGCCGGUCCGAGGCUGAAAUGUCGUCUUUGCCGAUAUUUCUCUAGGUUUAUUGUCUUUAGCGAACAAGGAUAACUUGUACAAACUGCACAUCUUUGAAAAAAAUAGUCGACGUCCAAAAAUUAUAUAAAAAAUCCAAAACUACGACUGCAAAAACAACAAAAUAUUUUUUGCAAAAACUAGGGGGAGUGAAAAUCGUAGCGGGCUCAAAAUUGAGCCUUGUUCAGUGGUAAUUGCAUGAGCAAAAGGAACCAGAUGGCGUCAUUCUGGCGUCAGCAAAGGCCGAAAUCCGCCAUGUUUUUGGCGACACUUUUUGAUGCCGAGCACGUCCUCCAGUUAUAGUAUAGCUCAGUGUUCUGCAUGGGCAAAAUUUUAUUCAUUAUUUAAUUAAAAUAUUACCCGGUUUAAUUAAAGGCAUUUUUGCAGAGAUUCAAAGUGCUUCUUGAAACAUACACUUUCCAACUACCAGAACUUACUUCAUGUACAGUAUGUCAAUUAUUUUAACCUACAGUAGGUGACGUCAUUUGGAUUAUAAUUAGGUAACGGUCUUGUGCCGGCCAUAACUACUCGAGAAAUAUAGGCGUGUUGUAGCUUCUUUAAUUUCCAUCCUCCUUGUACAAUGUUUACAUUAACAUAGAAUAUGUUAUUCUCACAAAUCUGUAAUUGUUUAUUGUUUUUGAAAUUAUCACUUUUUGGCGGGGAUAAUGCUACAAACUUGGCCUCAAAAUUAUCAGAAUAAGUUAUGGAUGAUUUAGUGGUUAAAUUUGGGAGAGGAUACUAUAGGAAUCUCAGAUCUGGAGAUUGUUUAAAUAUAUCAUUAUUCACUGCAAGUAUUUUGAAAAAUUACCCAUCUUGUUAUUAAAAAUAAAACAAUAUACCGGAUUUAUCGAAUAAUCUCAACUGAUAUCUUUGCAGUGAAUAAUCGCAUAAUUAAACAAACUUUAUUUAUUAUUUCUAUAAUAUUUUCUCCAAAUAAAAUCAUUAAAUCAUCUAUGCGUGGUUAUUCACUGCAAAGAUAUAGCUAUUCAAAAUUCGAUAAAUCCACCAUUUUGUUGUACUGUAUUUUAGUAAGAAAAUGUUUUUUGCGCCAAGUUUGUGACAAAAUAUGGAAAUUCCAAAAACGAAAACAACAAAUUUGUGAGAAUGAUAUGCAGCAUGUUAAUGUGAGCAGAAUGAAAAUUACGGAAGCCACAACAGCACCUAUACGCAGCUUUCUUGAGUACUUUACAGCUGGCGUGUACAAGCUUUCACGAAGUGCAAGCUUUGAUAAGUAUACAUGUCAUGUAUAUACUUGCCCUUGCCAAAUCCCUGCAGGAAGUAUUUAUAAGAAGUAUAUAAUUAUUUUGUUUUAUAAUUGGAGAUUAGAUGUGUAAAUGGCCGCUUGGGAUUGGGGGUGUUGCAUGGGUGCUUCAAGUGUUUUAUUAUGUUACUCAAUCUAUUCGUCUAGGAAAUGCAGCCAACCCAAGCAAAGGCAGCAACACCCACAGGCAACACGAGCACAACUAUGUCAGCGAUGUCAACUGCAACAGCAACACGCAUGGCCAACAACACGUGCAAACCUACUGAUCCCAAAUGUGAUGGAAUUCAGUUGAAUCACAAUGCUCUUUUUUUAUUCUUCGUUGGGUUAUUUCUUCUAUUCUGGCAAAAUGCCAUGUAAUCUUAUAUUAUAAUUAUACUCUUCAAUUAUUUCAGCGCUUAUAAAAUAAUGUCAUGUUUAUGGUCAUGCAGUAGUACAGUACUCUUCUUUACGGGAUUCUCAGUUUCUUCACAGGUCAAUCAGCAUCGUAACUUUAAACUAGAAAAAUAGUCAAAAUAGGGCACAAGGAACGAAUGUCAUGAAUAGAAAAAGUAAAUAAUAGAAUCAAGUUUUUUAAAAUGUAUACUCAAGGAUACGAAAUAUAAUAUUUAUAGACAGG